UCCUCCAAUCCAUGUGAAUAACGUGUUCUCUUUUUAUGUUAUUUGUUAAGUUAUAUAAAUGUAGGCAUCCACGAUGAAACGAUAGUUUAAUUGCUUUCUCUCUGACAGCGUGUAGACAUGAAGAUUCUAAUCAUCAACAUUUUGCUUUUGGCUGUGGCCGGCAAUGCCUUUGGAGCUGCUGUACAUAAUUGUCAUUUAGAAAAACUGACAGCAUGCGGAGAUCCUUUAGCCGAAUUUCGAAAGGAGAUGGGACAAAGCUUCCCAACAACAGAAGAUCAAGUGAAGAAAUUUUGCGAAGACAUGGAGAAAGCUCAGAAAUGUGCUGAAGAUUACCAGAAUAAAUGCAUGACUCCAAUGCAGCUUGAAACUAUGGGAUUCUUAAUGGAAGGGUCUUUAACCGUGUACAAGGAUUUCUGUCAAGAAGGAUCACAGCUCAGAACUGAAUAUCUGAAACACGCUAAAUGUAUUGAUGAGGCUUCAAAGACCGAAGAAGCAAAGAAUUAUUACUCUUACGUUGAAGCCAGUUUAGAAGAUCUGUCUGACAAACCCCCCGAGAAACGUUUGCCUAUUGCUUGCUGUGGUUAUCAGUGGUUGACGGCUAAGUCUGAUCAGAUGGGUCGUGAAAAGUGCGGACAAGAAGCAGUUGAUGCUUUCCACAAUGUUGUCGAAAUGGCAAUCUCAGCUCUUCCUAAUGUUCUCUGUUCAGGAUUCGAUCCCGAAGGGUCUCAGUGUACCGAAGUUAUGCCCCCACCAGGAUCUAAACCCAAAGGAACCCUGAGAAACUCCCACAUUGCACAAACCUUUUCAUCUCUUUACCUCCAAGACUGAAACAAUUUGUAAAAGAACUAAUUGCAACUAGUUCCAGUGGUUGAAAAUAAAAUUGUUAUUGUUUGAAA
Messenger RNA from Stegodyphus dumicola, 896 nucleotides. RefSeq lists its product as uncharacterized. The record is from RefSeq and is a predicted model, not a curated record. NCBI's taxonomy places the organism in Eukaryota, Metazoa, Arthropoda, Arachnida, Araneae, Eresidae.